This is a messenger RNA of Nannizzia gypsea CBS 118893, 780 nucleotides long. RefSeq lists its product as hypothetical. Bases 1 to 780 code for a protein of 259 amino acids. The transcript has a single exon. NCBI's taxonomy places the organism in Eukaryota, Fungi, Ascomycota, Eurotiomycetes, Onygenales, Arthrodermataceae. The record is from RefSeq and is a predicted model, not a curated record.
AUGGAAGCUCCUCGCUCCUCUUCACUACCUUGUCCCCUGGCUGAUGGCACAAUAAAGUUAAUUCACUGCCCAGAUCAGCUCUCUCCCAGGCAAAAAAAGAAGCUCCAGGCUUACAUUUGCUGUAUUAAGAAACUCACCGACCCCAAAGUUAAAGUUACGCAUGAUGAAACGGAAGCUUUCCUGUCAAUGGUCUUUCAUCGUUGGACAACAGCGGACCCAAUUCCGGCGCCACCUAAAAAGCGCCCGACACCCAAGUUUGAGGAUAUAGCAGUAGAAAUUGGAGUGUUCACGGCAGACGUCCCAAUUCCAUGGGGAUCAUAUAGACGAAAGAAAGCUAGCCUGUAUGCCGACCACCAAACCCCACCAGAACGGAAGGCUGGGGCUCCCAUAUACAUGCGAAUGUCGCCGCCUUGGAAGGACUGGAACCUCGAUAUCUGUAGGCUCAUAGACGGCAAGUGUCGAUUUCUUCCGGAAGGUACAGUCCAGUUUCGUUACCAUGAGGGCAUGUGUGAGAGGGUCGCAAAGUUCUUAGCCAUGAAGCAGAUGGACGAUUUCAGUUUUUAUCAGCUUCACCGUUUCAAUGUCGAGCUUGCCGUCUUUUUCUGCCGGCGCCUAAUCUUGCGAUUUGCAUUAGGGCUUCUGGAAUACCGACCAAUCUCCUCGCACGAUUUUUAUAACUUCUGGUUGUUUCGAAAUUAUAGGUGGUCCUCGGAGUCCCGCAUGGAUCCUGGAGGUCGAUUGCUCUCUCUUCCCCGUCCUGGCCUUUUCGACUUGCCCUAG